AUGGUCGGCGUGGGUGGUCGAAGCAAAGGCUGUAAAACAUGCCGAAAACGCAGAGUCAAAUGUGACGAGGGAAAACCCACUUGUCAACGAUGUUACAAGGCGGGUAAAACUUGCGAAGGAUAUGUCCAGUUUGCGGAAUUUCACGAUGUGACAGAUAAAGUCGCCAGAAAGCGCUCUCCAAGUACCCAGGCGUCGAGCCCGGCCAGCAUCAUAUUUGUGGAUGACACGAUGAUGGCACAACAAGACUUCAUAGAGGAGCCAUUCCUGCCCUUGAGAGUUAAUCCGCCAUGGGAUGAGCAACUCGUCUUUGAGAAAAAUCUUGUCGAUAGAUUGUUCACUUGGCAUGAGAACCCACACUCACCGCACUCAGCCGGAUGGAUUAUGGCGCUUUUGGGAGUGAAAGAAGAGGACAGUGUACUGAAUUUCAGCUCAUUUCGAGCUCUAGCGACAGCUUUCUUCGGUAAAAUGAGUGGAGCGCCAAUACUCUUGGCGAAGAGUAAAAAGUAUUACUCUCGCGCUCUGGUGGUGCUGCAAACUCAGCUUCAAGACCCGAGAGGCGUCUUUGAGGACGAGGUGCUGCUUGGCAUAGUCUGCAUGUCAAUAUAUGAAUUGAUCACCUUCACAGACCCGUCGGCUUGGAUAAGUCACUAUAAUGGAAUGGCUAGAUUGACUGCUUUAAGAGGUCCGCACCGCCACCAGGUUGGAGUAGGCCAUGCUUUGCUGGGGCUGCUCAGAGCUCUCAUCACUGUCGCUUGCGUCACUCAACGAAAACGCUGUUUUCUGGAGGACCCGAGAUGGAAAACAAUCCCAUGGGAGAUUCGGGGUCUCAAUUCCAAAAUUCCGGUCGAAGAAGUCUUCGACUUUCUCGUUCAUGCUCCAGGAGUUAUCGAAGACAUGGAUCAUCUCGAUGCAUGGGAUCCAAGUGUACCAGGACGGGAGGAAUUCAAAGCAGGUCACAUUCAGCGCACGUUCGACAUGCUCGAAGCUGCUUACGCCUGGCGCUGGCGCUGGGAGCAGCGAUUCUCCGACUCCGUAUACCUUGUCCCGGUUGUCGACUUAGAUCCCGACCAAUUCUCAUAUAUUCCCUCCUGGACACCCUUUGAUCAAGUUCUAUGGUUCGAUGAGCGUCCCCGCGCCACGGAGCUUAUGAACUAUAGUGUUGCCAGAUUAAUCGCGAUGAAGGCUCUUCAGCGUGCUGGAGUAGAGAUAGCCUAUAUACAGCAACCUGACCCUAUAACUCUUCCACUUUUACCAAUGGAGGGUAAUCGACAUGAUGUUGCUGUAGAGAUCUGUCGGAUGGCACACUUUAAUAUGCAAACAUCACUACGAAGCGUCGGGGCGUUUAUGCUUCUUUUCCCGUUGAAUAUUGCGUUCUUCCACCUAGAUGGGGACAGGGAUGGCGUCAGGCCAUGGCUGUUGAAGUUGAUGGCAGCUAUGAAUUCUCGACAUGGAUUUGAGGUUGGACAAUUAAGAAAAGAACACUGGCCGGAAGCAGUUAUCAAGCAGAAACUAGCUCUAAGGACCAAGAUACCACAAGUCACGGUGUCG
Molecule: messenger RNA, 1548 nt
Organism: Penicillium malachiteum
Lineage: Eukaryota; Fungi; Ascomycota; Eurotiomycetes; Eurotiales; Aspergillaceae
Product: Zn(II)2Cys6 transcription factor domain-containing protein
Exons: 4
Biological process (GO): regulation of DNA-templated transcription
Molecular function (GO): DNA-binding transcription factor activity, RNA polymerase II-specific; zinc ion binding
Source: RefSeq, a predicted model, not a curated record